Molecule: messenger RNA, 477 nt
Organism: Linum tenue
Lineage: Eukaryota; Viridiplantae; Streptophyta; Magnoliopsida; Malpighiales; Linaceae
Source: the annotation of a GenBank genome assembly
AUGAAAAACGAGAAAAUUACAUUGAAGAAGAAGAAGGCGAGAGGAAUCAAGCUGGGGAGGAAAAUCGGGACGGCCUUCAGGUGGGUAAUCCGACCGAGAAGCGCGAUUCGAUCAGUGAAGAACCCGAUAUCCGGGAUUCUGUCGAUGAUCCGGGUCCUGCAGCGGAGGGCUCUGGAGACGGUGAAUAAUAAUUCGGGUCGGAGGAGGGAUUGCGUCCGGUUGGGCCGGGUGAAGCCGGUGGAGGAUUCGGCGCCGAAGAAGGGGCACCUGGCGGUGUACGUGGGGGAAUCGGACGGCGACACGAGGCGGGUCAUGGUGCCCGUGAUGUACUUCAACCACCCACUGUUCGGGGAACUGCUGGAGGAGGCGGAGCGGGUUUACGGGUUCGACCAGACGGGCGGGAUCAGCAUCCCGAUCGGGUAUAAAAAGUUUGAGAAGGUGAAGAUGAGGAUCGACGCCUGGGGGCGGCGGGGUUGA